Messenger RNA from Acaulospora morrowiae, 210 nucleotides. The record is from the annotation of a GenBank genome assembly. Lineage: Eukaryota; Fungi; Glomeromycota; Glomeromycetes; Diversisporales; Acaulosporaceae.
GCUCUCAAUGCCGCCAAAAAAAGAUCUCAUCAAGAAGUAAAUAAUAAUGACAGUGAUAAUGAUUCAGAUGAUGAUACUAUUUGGACAAAUGAUGACCUUGAAAAUAAGUUAAAGGAUACAUACAGUCUAAUACUAAAUGCUGCAGCAAAACCAAAUGCAUUUAAAAUAACUAGCCGGAAAGGGUUUUAUGUUGAAGCUGCUAAAUCUACA